UAUUUCUCCCUGAUGAUGGAGGACAGUGACACUUUCUUCUCAGCUACGAUGAGUACAAACACAGAGACGGGUACAGACAGUCAAGGCUCARCCUCUGACCCCUGUGUGAAGGUCCCUGUGGAGCACCUGGAUUACGAUUACAUUGACAAAUGCAAAGAUGUAAAAUACUUGGAGAAGAUAUUGAGAGUACUCAGGUCUGGUAAAGACGGCCUUUAUCCUCAGCURAUUACAUUCUGUGAGAGUCACUUGGAGAAGCUGAAUCCUAAGAGCAGUGCUCUCAGGAAGGAAAAUCCUGCAGCCACAGCAGCCAGCUUCUCUAAAGAUGAGUGGAGCCAAAUCAUUGAUGAAUUAAAGGCAUGGGAAGAAGAAACCAAAAUAACUGAAACUUUCAUUAAACAAGAGUCAAUGUUGUGUGAUUCAAUGAAAAAGAAAAUACCACCUGUAAGGAGUUCCAAUUGUUUUGUCCCACUCUCUGAGAAUUCAGCUCCAAAAGAAAAAAGAAAUCCCUUGAAACUAUCUCCUCCCCGGUAUUAUUGGGAAUGGGACAAGUUUGAUGUGGAAAAAGAGUGUGACAGAAUAGAUGGGAAUGUGAUCAAAAACGACCCACCAGCUAUUCUAAACACGGGACAUCCUAAAAUCAAGAAGGAAGUGGUUUGCUCAUGGCUAUCAGAGCAGGAAAAGCUCCUUCUAGCAAAUCGUGAAAAAGACAAAGGCAACGAAGCCUUCAGAGCACAUGACUAUGAAGAGGCGGUUGCAUACUACUCCAGAAGCCUUUCAGUUGUUCCCAGUGUUAGUGCAUACAACAACAGAGCUCAGGCAGAGAUCAACCUGAAGCAUUGGCACAAUGCCAUGAGGGACUGUCACCAAGUGCUCCAGCUACAACCAGGCAAUAUAAAAGCUCUGCUGCGCCGUGCAACUGUUUAUAAUUAUUUGGGUCAAUUCCAACUGGCCUCUGAAGAUCUGAGGAUGGUGUUGAAGAAAGAGCCACACAACACUGCAGCCACUAAGAAGAUGUUAAAAUGUCUGUCAGAGCAGCAGCAACGAGGCAAGCAAAUCCUCAUCCAGGAAGUCGAAGAAGAAAACGGCACCAGUUCCACAGAGGAGCGAGCUCCACAGAUCGCUCGUCCGGUUCAACCCAGCCAGCCUGUGGGAGGGGAGGAGAGCUCUGCUGCUCCUGCCGAACAGGGAGACAUGGGCAACGCUCAGAAAAAGCCCCACAGCAGGGGGGAUGGGGGUCCACAAACUGAGUCCAGCAACUCCCACCAUCAUGGACACUGGAAGAGCAAAGGGGGCAGCUCAGACAAGUACAAAGUCCCACAGGAGUCAAAGGAGAAGGUGGCCAACGGUUCCAAUCAGGCGGCAUCGACAGCUUCAGUGCCGGGUGAUCGUAGCAGUGCAGGUGGGGGGAAAACAGAAGAAAGUGUCAACCUCGAUGCUCCGAGUGGAGCCCUGCCACCACAUUUGUCCCGGCUAAAGAACGAAGGGAACCUGCUGUUUAAAAAUGGACAGUUUGCUGAUGCACUGGAGAAAUACUCACAGGCCAUUCAGGGAUACUCAAACUCAGGUAUUGAUAGUCCAGAGGAUCUAUGUAUUCUGUAUUCUAACAGAGCUGCGUGUUACCUGAAGGAUGGAAACAGUCAAGACUGCAUACAGGACUGCACGAGAGCCCUGGAGCUGCAGCCGUUCUCCUUAAAGCCCCUCCUGCGUCGAGCUAUGGCUUACGAGUCCCUGGAGCGCUACCGAAAGGCCUACGUGGAUUACAAGACCGUCCUGCAGAUCGACAGCAGUGUGCAGGCAGCCAACGACAGCGUCAACAGGAUCACCCGGCUGCUGAUCGAGCAGGACGGCUCAGAGUGGAGAGAGAAGCUUCCAGAGAUCCCCCUGGUGCCUUUGUCGGCCCAGCAGCACCGCAGAGAGGAGCCGCCGAGCGCCGAGGUCCUGCAGGCCCGGGCAGAAAAGGCUGCCAGGGAUGCAGAGCGCAGAGCAGAAGUCCUUUUCUCARCUCUGAAGCAAGAAGGGAAUGAAUUUGUGAAGAAGGGCCAAUACCAGGAAGCUCUGGGGAAGUACACAGAAAGCCUUAAGUUAAAGCCAAAGGAGUGUGCCGUCUACACCAACAGAGCUCUGUGCUUCCUGAAGCUGGAGAUGUUCUCCGAGGCCAAGCAGGACUGUGACGCAGCCCUGACCCUGGAGCCAGCCAAUAAGAAGGCUUUCUACAGACGAGCCCUGGCCAAUAAAGGCCUGAAGGACUACCUGGCCUGCAGCUCAGACCUGCAGGAAGUCCUGCAGCUGGACCCCAACGUGCAGGAGGCCGAGAAGGAGCUGGAGGAGGUGACGGUGCUGCUCAGACAGAGCCUGGCCAGUUCUUCACAAGCCAAACCCAGGAGGAGCGUCCCAAUCACAGAGGUUGGCGACGACGAGGACCAGUCAGCCGUUCCUGACUUGGGGACCACCCGCACAGGAGAGGACCCCACCAUCAACCUCAAACCCACCAGCGCCUACGACUUCGGCCAGUCCCUGAACGCAGCACGCCGCAGCAGGAACACGGUGGCCUGCGCUGAGCUGCUGGCCUCCACGUCACCAGAGCUGCUCCCUCAGUACCUCGGCUCCCAGCUGGACGCCAACACCGUCGGCUUCAUGCUUCAGGCUCUCCACUCACACUUAGUGGAGAAGAAUCCAGACCUGGUCUACCAGCACCUGAGCUACCUGCACACUGCUGACAGGUUCCCUACGGUGCUUAUGCUGCUGGAGGAGGACGAGCGGCGCCGCCUGACUCGGCUGUUUGAGCGCCUCUCGGCUGCGGGGAGCUCAGAGUUCACCAAGAACGACGUUCAGAAUCUGGCCAACAAAUAUAUCUGACCCCACCCCCCCCACGCGCUCCCACCCGCCGCCGCACGAGCUGUCACCUCUUCUUACGGUUUGGUUUAUGCAAAACAAGAAGCGAGUCCACAGGAAGCUGCGGGACGUGUCCACGGCUGGAGGACAGAUCUGAUGUAGAACUCAGUGUGUUUUUAUUUCUCUCAGAAAUGUUGCUCAGCAGACUUUGUGUUUGUCCCAGCUUUCAUCACUAGAGUCAGCCGGCAGCAGGGGCACGGUGGGACUCCACAUUAACGUACUCAGAACUAGGAUUAUUUAAAGUUAAACUCCAGUGGUUUUUCCACUACAGAUGAAUUUACAGGAGAGGCUCACGUCGCCACGUUUGAACUCAGCAGAGUUUUYCAAAGCGACACUUUAAACCGAGUCGUUUGAUAAAAGAAGGACUCGUUUAGAUUUUUACUGGGCUCAAACAGAAAAGGAGCCAAAGUAAGCGUUUCCCACUCAGUUUUCGUGCUUUAGCACCAGCAAACACAAUGUCGCUUUUUAUUCAGACCAUUUGAACUGUGAGGGACUGAGGUCUGAUGUGGUAGCAGCUGGAAGUCGUCUUCAACAGAGACUCAGAGCUGAUCUGAGUCUAAACGUGCAGCAGGCCUCAGCAGGGAGGGCCGGGCCUUUAAACAAGCUAUGCAACGAGCCGAGGCGUUGAACACGCAUCCUUCUUAUCGGCAGGUGUUUUGUCUUAAUGUGGUCCUGACUGUAGGAUCACUCCUGAGCGAAGCAGCAUCUUUAACAGAUGUUGUGCCUUUCCUUCAGUCCACGGGUCGACCUCCGCUGUUUCACUCAUUCUACAAAUACUCUUACAGGAAAAAAAAUUUUUUUUGUCAUUCUCUAGCUUUAAUUAAAGAUUAAAUGUGUUUGGAUUUUUGCAUCUUAAAUUAUACAUACAUUGUCAUAGCUGUAUGCAAAUAAAGUUAUUUUUGCUAAUUUAAAUCAUAUGUUUAUUGAUUAUUAAAUAUUAAAAACUGAGGGCUAUGUAAAUCCAGACUAUAUGUUUUUAAGUGUUUUUUUUUUUUUAUGAAUUUGCAAAGUUCCAGGAUAUAAACUGGGAAAGAGAAGCAAUAAUUGAACUGUUCAAGGCUGGUCAACAUUUGAUGUAAUCUGUUGCAUAAAUAAUCAACAAAAGCCA
Austrofundulus limnaeus is the source of this 4000-nucleotide messenger RNA. Its product is annotated as sperm-associated antigen 1. The transcript is spliced from 18 exons. The coding region runs from base 13 to 2856 and encodes 947 amino acids. Gene Ontology annotation, molecular function: protein binding. The record is from RefSeq and is a predicted model, not a curated record. Gene Ontology annotation, cellular component: cytosol. Lineage: Eukaryota; Metazoa; Chordata; Actinopteri; Cyprinodontiformes; Rivulidae.